AACUGAAACCAAAAUAACACGAACCAAAAAAGAAAGUAAAUAUCGAAGAAUUAAUAGGAGACGAGUCCCGUUCUCGUAAAAGGGGUAAGCGUGUGAAAGACCCGGCCUGUUUUAUCCGCGCUGCUAUGUGACAGAGCGGCCUGUUGUGUGUUUAUUAGCUUAGCUUAGCUUAGCUUAGCUUCACAGUGUGUCAGUGCGGCUGACGGUGUAAACAGACCAGUUACUAAAGGCUGAAGAUGAUGAUGUGGGAAUUAAUGCAGCUGUCGUCCAUGUAGCAGCGUUAUGAGUCUGUAGGUGGGAUGGUGUGCGAGCGGUGUGUGUAGCGGUAGCCGACAGCAUGGCCCACUUCGAUACAGAGUACCAGCGUCUGGAGGCGUCCUACAGCGACUCACCUCCAGGAGAGGAGAAUCUGCUGGUUCACGUACCAGAGGGCUCGAAAUCUCACUGGCAUCACAUCGAAAACUUGGACCUCUUCUUCCAAAGGGUCUAUAAUCUUCAUCAGAAGAACGGGUUCACUUGUAUGCUUCUGGGGGAAAUCUUUGAGCUCGUGCAACUGGUCUUUGUGGUGACGUUCACUGUUUUUCUGGCCAACUGCGUGGAUUACGACAUCCUGUUCGCCAACAAGUUUGUCAAUCAUACCGAAUCGUCCAAAGUGACUCUUCCUGAUGCUUUUCUUCCCGUGGACGUGUGUCACGAUCGGAUCCGUGAUAACGUCUUUGUUAUUUUCAUUCUGGUGAUAUCUGGAGUGUUCUGGCUCCAUCGCUUGGUCAAAUUUAUCUACAACGUCUGCUGCUACUGGGAGAUCCGUUCGUUCUACAUCAACGCUCUGAAAAUAUCAACGGCGGACCUUCCUUAUUUCACCUGGCAAGAGGUGCAGGCGCGGAUCAUCGAGAUCCAAAAAGAGCAUCAGAUCUGCAUCCACAAAAAGGAACUGACCGAGCUGGACAUCUACCACCGCAUCCUGCGCUUUAAGAACUACAUGGUGGCGAUGGUGAACAAGUCCCUGCUGCCCGUCCGUUUUCGUUUCCCCCUGCUGGGAGAUUGCGUCUUCUACACGCGCGGCCUCAAGUACAACUUUGAACUGAUCUUCUUCUGGGGUCCCGGCUCUCUCUUCGAAAACGAAUGGAGUCUGAAGUCCGAAUACAAGCGCGGAGGAAACCGGCUGGACCUGGCUGAUCGGCUGAGCUCGAGGAUCUUGUGGAUCGGCAUUGCUAAUCUGCUCCUGUGUCCCGUCAUUCUCAUCUGGCAGAUCCUGUAUGCGUUCUUCAGCUACACGGAGGUCAUUAAACGUGAGCCCGGCAGCCUCGGGGCCCGCUGCUGGUCCCUGUACGGCCGCUGCUACCUGCGCCACUUUAACGAGCUCGACCACGAGCUCAUGUCUCGCCUCAGCAAAGGCUACAAGGCGUCCUCUAAGUACAUGAACUGUUUUAUGUCGCCGCUGCUCACAGUGGUGGCCAAGAACGUCGCUUUCUUCGCAGGGUCCAUAUUAGCCGUACUCAUCGCUCUGACCAUAUACGACGAGGACGUUCUGUCUGUAGAGCACGUUCUCAGCAGCAUCACGCUCCUCGGGGUUUGCAUUACAGUCUGCAGGUCAUUUAUUCCUGACAAGCACAUGGUGUUUUGCCCUGAACAGCUGCUCAAAGUGAUCCUAGCGCACAUCCACUACAUGCCGGACCACUGGCAAGGCAACGCCCACCGUUACGAGACCAGAGACGAGUUUGCACAACUUUUCCAGUAUAAAGCUGUGUUCAUCCUAGAGGAACUUCUCAGUCCCGUCAUCACGCCAUUCAUCCUCAUUUUCUGCCUGCGCCGCAAAUCUCUGGAGAUCAUCGAUUUCUUCCGGAACUUCACCGUGGAGGUGGUGGGCGUAGGAGACACCUGCUCUUUCGCUCAGAUGGACGUCCGACAUCACGGCCAUCCAGCUUGGAUGUCUGCAGGGAAGACGGAAGCCUCGAUCUAUCAGCAGGCAGAGGACGGGAAGACCGAGCUGUCCCUCAUGCACUUCGCCAUCACUAAUCCUCAGUGGCAGCCUCCUCGAGAGAGCACGCAUUUUAUCAGCCAGCUGAAAGAGAAAGUGCACCGCGAGGCCACUGGGGGGCAGCAGGGGACCGCCGCGGAGAACCUCACUUCUGUUCACUCGCUGCAGUCCGAGUCCGAGCCUCGAAGCCUCAUCGCUAACCUCCUGGCCGGUCCGCCGUCCUUGGCCUCGUUGCACCUGGGUCGUGACGGCUCCAUCAUCAAUCACAUGCCCAUGGGAGUGAACGAGGGUGCGUCAGCCCUGCGCUCCCUCUCCCCCCUCAGCACCAGUCUGCACCUGAGGGCCAGCUACCUGUCCACCAGACCCCCCCGACCGGACCACCCUGCUGUGGCAGCAGGCAGAGCCAUGGCAGGAUCCGGCACUGAUGCUCGCACCAUCAGUUCCGGUAGCAGUGCGUGGGAAGGUCAGCUGACCAGCAUGGUCCUAUCAGAAUACGCCUCCACAGAGAUGAGCAUUCACGCCCUCUACAUGCACGAGAUGCACAAAAAGCAGUCCAGUGUCGAGAUCUCACGUCACACCUGGCACAGGCAGGAGAGCGACGAGAGCAGUGAGAGCGUCCACGAUUACACGGAGACAACACGCAACUUGUUGCCCCGCUCCAACACUUUCCCCUGCAACACCACUGCCAACCAGCAGGGGGCCACAGUAAAUAGCAGUGUCAGUCAGUACGGGGGAACUACAGGUGCUCGGGUUCAACGCACGGCCCGGAUGCCGAUGGGAGGCUGGGAGGAGAAGCCUGUAGCAGAGGAAGGCUCUGAAGAUGAGCUACCACCACACGUUCAUAAGGUUACAUAAUGAAGAACUUCUCAGAUCUUCGUCGUAACAAAGGGGAAAAAACACAGAGCAGUUUAAAAUGUAUAAAAUUUAUUCAUCCUUUUGACAGCACCGAGGUUCAAAACCACGCGUUUGUCUCUGUAAAAUACGACAAGCAAACGACUUCACUAUGAAAUCAGUGGGUAAAUAUUAUAGUUAUCACCAUCAUUAUAGUCAUCAUCGUUAUUGUCGAUUAUCAAACGAUUUACAUAACAUUUUAAAUCACUUGCGGUUAAUCAGUGGGACCUGAGAUUUGGUGUAGGUUUAGAUUGUCUGUUGCAGUUAGAAAGAAUAAUUUUUUGUUAUUAAGGUGUUUAAAUUACGCAAAUAGAGACACACGUCGGUGAUGUCGAUCAUCAGAUUUUACAGACAGGAGCAGGUUUGAAACUUAUUCCACGAAGCAUGACGCUGGCUGAAAAAACUAAACAAAACGGACGCUGCAACCUGCAUGUUCUUUACUCUCACUAAAGUUUGCACACAUGAGAAUGCACUUUAGCCUUUUUGUCAAAUCCAAAGGAUGCCGUUUUCUUUCCUCUCCAUACACUUCGUUUUAUUUUGUGCCACAGCGUGUAUAUAAUAUAUAUAUAUGUGUAAGAACUCCAACGAGGCUUUGUGGUUAGAGAGGGAACUGGUGCUCAAGUACAAUAUAGAACAUAAAUUAUUUACCUGAAUGGACUCACAGAACAUCGUUGCCAUAGGAAAGGUUUGUUUUAUGUUUUUGUUGCUCAUGUACAGAUUAUAUAUAUAUAUAAAGGAAAGUUGCAUUUGUGCUUACAUCAGAUAAAUAUCUCCAAAAUGCAGCUGAUGCAUGAACAUGUAAAAUCAUUUUACCAGAUGUGAACUAACCUAUGAGCUACACACGCACGUGUGCAUUUAUUUAUUAUUUACGUGUGCAUUGUCGUUUAUUUUGCCUUUUUUUAUAGACUUGAGUUGUAAUAAUGUAAAUUUGUACAGCUGUAAAUUCAUUAAUAAGGAGGCGUUCAAUAACUUGUGCAUUCAAAUCCAAACCUUGUGUGGUGAAAUUGUUCUUUAAUUGAAUUUUAACUUUUAUUUGUACAGCACCUUUAAUAAUAGAAAUCUGGACAUAGAAUUACA
Messenger RNA from Tachysurus vachellii, 3946 nucleotides. It is a transcript of the gene atg9a, whose product is annotated as ATG9 autophagy related 9 homolog A (S. cerevisiae). The record is from RefSeq and is a predicted model, not a curated record. The coding region runs from base 338 to 2833 and encodes 831 amino acids. Lineage: Eukaryota; Metazoa; Chordata; Actinopteri; Siluriformes; Bagridae. The transcript is spliced from 16 exons. Gene Ontology annotation, cellular component: phagophore assembly site; autophagosome. Gene Ontology annotation, biological process: autophagy of mitochondrion; protein localization to phagophore assembly site.